Molecule: messenger RNA, 837 nt
Organism: Hyaloperonospora brassicae
Lineage: Eukaryota; Oomycota; Peronosporomycetes; Peronosporales; Peronosporaceae
Source: the annotation of a GenBank genome assembly
AUGGGGGACCGGUACCAUAGCUCGCAGUCGCCGCGCAAUAGCGACGGCAGCGUCCCGGACGAGCGCUUCAGCAAACUCGUUUCGGAGACCAGUAAGGGCAUUUCCAGCUUCAAUCAGCUCACUCGCAGCAUUGCACAGAAAAUGUCCCUGUUCGGGACACCGCAAGAUUCACGGGCGAACCAUACGCAGAUCAAGGAACUGACGGAGAAGGGCAACAAGAUCGUGGCCAAGAUCAAUCGUCGACUGCAGGAACUCAGUCGAGGCGCCAAGGGCCCGAGCGGCCGCACGCGUCGAACGCAAGUGAACAAACUCUCGGCUGACUUUAAGAACCAAGCGCGCGUGUUUGAAGAGACGUGUGAGCGACUGCUGGAGUCCGAGCGACAGUCGGUCGAGUUCAUCCGUCGCUCGUCGCAGAGCUUUCGUGGUGGAGAUGGACACAAGACACAUGGAGAUACGCACAAGGCACGUGGAGGAGCAGAGUUUACCAACUACAGUGAAGACCAGAUCUACGCACAAGCCAAUGUGGUCAUUUACGACGAAGACGACCUGCAACGGAGAGAAGAAGACAUUAUCCAGAUCAAUCACCAACUGCGUGAGGUGAAUGCAGCUUUCCAAGAGAUCGAUGGACUCGUGCAGGACCAGGCGGAGACGGUGGUGGAAAUUGUUGAGAACACUGACACGGCCAAGGAAAACGUGGAGAAAGCACUAGAAGAAGUGCGGCAGGCGGAACAGAGCAGGAACUGUUGCGCGUGUUCACGGAUGAAGCUCAUCAUCAUCGCCAUCUUCACGUUGAUCGUCUUCAUUGCCGUGAUGGGGAUCAUUUUUGCCGCCAAGUGA